AUGUUCGCCGACGAUCAACCGACCCUCGCUCAUGGUAUCAGUGGCUCCUCAUUGCUCGCUUCUAGAAGUGGGGCGCAAUACGAGGACUCGAGUGAGCAGGAACGACCUGAGACACCGCGCGCCAACCAAUCCAACUUCACAGCACCCACAGAUACCGUCAUCGCCCAACACGUCAACCGCAUCCAGGUUCCCGAUACGGUCGCUAGAGACUUCCGCGCCCGGAAUCAACCCGCCUAUUCCCCUGCCAAGCGGCCCGCCUCGUCCGGUGGUGGUUUCGGGAGUUCGAUCGCUCAGGAUCGUCCGCGUAGGGCGCUGACGUUGAAGGAGCAGAACGGCAAGAUCGACAAAUUGACCAAAGAGAAUUUCGAUUUGAAAUUGAAAAUCCAUUUCUUGGAUCAGGCAUUGCAGAACCGAUCCGACGACGGUGUGAAGGAUUUGAUCAAUCAGAAUGUGCAAUUCCAAACGGACCUCGCGAACGAGCGCAAGGAGACACAGACGCUUCGACGGAAAAUGCGCGAGAUGGAGAGGAAGAUCAAGGAGCAGGAAGAAUCGCUUCAUGAGAUCCGGGAGCAGCAGAAACAUGGUCGCUUCUCUAACGGGGAUGACGACGAUGAUCCUACCCUGCAAGCGGAGAUGCAUGAGGAGAUCCUCUUCCUGCGACAGAAACUUGAUCACUCGGAGAACAAAGUCACCACAUUACACGAGGAGCUCAUGAUCAAAGAGUCUGAGAAGCGCAAGAUGUCCGAGACCAUGCGAUCCAUGGCGAGCAAGCGUGGCGAAGACAGCGCAGGAAGGAAGGAGACCAUGGACAUGUGGCAGGAUCUGCUGAACGCGGAGGUCGGACGACGUGAACAAGCCGAGGAGGACAUCAGCAGACUUCGUGAUGAGCUCCACGCGUUGCGUCUCGAGCGAGUAUCACCAGCCGUAAAUCGCGCCGGAAAGGGCAAUCAGCGGCAUGGUGAUGACGACGAUACGGAAUUCGCAGCGGCCAACGAUGCUCUCCUCGAUCAAUUGAAACACGAAAACGCGGAAUUGCGACGCGAUCUCGGCGCGCAGACAAGCAUGCUGACAUCUCGUAACCGCGAACGUGAGAGGUUACAGCAAGAAAUCGAGGAUCUCAAAUUGCUUCACCGCAAGGGAGACACGCGCUCUCUCGCUGGCGAGAGCAUCUUCGAUCGCUCCAUCUCCCGUGCACACAACCGUGCUCCAUCGCGCGCGAGCGAAUACGCCGGGACGAAUGUGACCGACACCGAGCGAGAGGAAUGGGACAAGAAGGAGGGAGCACUUCGUGAUCAGAAUGCAGAACUUCGCAUCAAGUUUCAGGACCUGGAGCGGACGCACAACAAGCACAUCGAGUACGUCAAUGUGCUCGAGGGCGACUACCAGGAAAUGGAGCAAGACCUCGGUGAAGCUCACGAGGACUUGGUCAAGAUCCAAUCCGAACGCGACGAAGCCUUGCAGGCGUACGAGGAGCGCGAAGCAGAAUAUAAUCAACUCCGAGAGGAAGCACUCGUCGAGAUCCAGGCACUGGAUGAAGAGAAGAAGGUUCUCGAGGCUCAGCUGGAGGAGGCGCUGAACAAGGCGCACAAGACACACAACAAGCUACAGAACAUCACUGAUGGCUACAAGGGUCUACAAGGCGAGCUGCGAGAGAUCACCCAGUCCGUCAUGAACCUCGAGGACGAAAAGCAGGCCAACAUGCGUACCAUCCAAAACUUGGAACAGCAAAUCACCGAGGCGGAAGAGGAGAUCCAGAAAUGGGAGUCGAAAUGUAACGAGCUCGACCAGAAGAACCGCAAGUUGGAGGUCACGCAGGAGAGCCUGCAGUCAGAGGUCACCUUCCUGCGCGAAGAGCAAGAGGGCGACAAGAUCAAGAUCGGCGAGCUCGAGGAUUCCAUCAGCAACGCGCAACAGAACAUCGCCGACGAGCAGGAGAAGUCCCGCGAGAUGGAACAAGCCAUGGCUGAAGAGCGCCAGCAACGUGAUGUCUUGGAGAACAAGUCCAAGGAAGAUGUGCAAAAGGUCCUCGACGACCUCAACGCCGACAACGCCAAAUCCAAGGAGACGGUGCGCACGCUCCGCCGUUCGCUCUCCGCCAAGGAAGUCGAAGCCAACAACUUGCGACAGAAACUCGAGGAAUACGAGCGAGGCCUCCGCGAUGUCAUCGGAGACCCCAACGGCACCCGGCAGAGUCUUCUCGGUGAGGUCGAGAAGCUCCAAAGAGAUCUCGAAGCGACGGCCAACGAGCUUGACCGGGCGAAGAUGGAUCUCGCCGAUAAAGAUCGCUUGCUGCGUCAUCGCGAUGGUCUCCUCGAGAGCACGAGUCUGGAAAGCCGUCGUCUGUCGGAUCUUCUCGAGAAAGAGCGGGCAUCGCGCAAACACGACCUCGAUUCCUACGAAAAGGCCGCCCGAGGCCAGGCAUCGCAAGUGCGCACCAUCGCCCAACACGAAUCUCGUGUGCUGGAAUUGGAGUCUUCGUUCAGUCAACAACAGCGCAAGAUGGCCGCGUUGGAAGACCAAUACCGUGAGCAGAUGCGUGAGCGCAACAACCUCCUGCUUGCCUUGUGGAAUCGUCUUUCCACGCUCUGCGGCAACGACUGGGCUCAGGGGCAUCAUCUCCUCAACGGCGAAGUCACCUCCGUGGAGACGAUUCAGAAGCACAUGCCGACAUUCCACAAGAACAUCAUUGCGGCGUUGAAGCAGACGGAGAAGAUCAUCGGUGACUUCAAGCUCCGGAUCCGUCGAUUCGAAAAGGAGGUCCUCUCCGACUAUCAAGCUCUGAAUAACAACCUGGACGCGCGCCUCCGCCGUCUCGAUGUCGUUGAACGCGCUUUUGACGACCACAAACGAGCCGUGGCCGAGGAGGCUGCCAUCCAAGCGCAGGCUCAAAUGCAGCAAUUGCAACAGAAGCCCCCCAGCCGCGGCGGGAGCAACCGACUCAUCAAACUGUCCAGCGAGGAAUCCAGCAAACUCAACCUCUCCUCCUCCUCCCGCGACGACGACCCCGGCGACGGCUACCGCCCGCCCCAGACCCAGACCAUGAUGGCGCUCGCCGGCGGCGGCGACAGCCCGCCCUCGACCGCCCACAGCGGCAGCGCCGUCUCCUCCUCCCUGGCAGCCGCGGUCGCCGCAUCGGCCGCGGCACCAGCCCCCUCCUCCGCCCCCGCCACCGACGACCGCAUGGCGCUGCGCCUCCGCGAAAUGGAGCGCCGCCUCAAGGCCGAGCGCGAAGGCCGCCUGCUGGACCGCGAGGGCGCCAAGAAGCGCCUGCUGCAGCAGGAGGCCGAGAAGCUGGAACUGCGGGGCCAGCUGGAGAGGGCGAUCGUCAACGGCGGCGGUGGCGGUGGUGCGAGCCAGCUCGGUGCGAACGCCAGCGGCGUGGUGGAGAGGAGGAGGAUGGAUGACGACGACGAGGAGAUCGUCCUGACGGGCAGGGAAUUCGAGGACUUUUGAUUUUGUUUGCAUUCGGAGGCGAUCGAGGAGGAGAGUUCGUUUUCCCCUCCCUCCCUCCUCCCCCUCAAUCCUCCUUGUUGUAUCAUGAAUGAAGAACGUGCAAUGCCGCGGUUUGUUUUUGUUCUUGUUUUUGUUUCUCCGGGAAGUCGUCGGCCCGCCCAUGCCCUGGCUGACUUUCUCGAGGAUGAGAAGGAGGAGCAGGACGUGGAGGAGGAGGAGGAGGGAGAGCGGAAAGGAAGGAUGGAUGGAUGGACACUCGUCACUGAUUACCCACGGAGAACAACACACACAACACAUAUACACACACGCGCGCGCGCUCAGGGAUGUUUCGAUGUUUCGAUGCCAUGUAUGAUAUGUUAUGUAUGAACCCCACCUGUACGAAAACAAGAAAGA
Messenger RNA from Dissoconium aciculare CBS 342.82, 3846 nucleotides. RefSeq lists its product as uncharacterized. Gene Ontology annotation, cellular component: microtubule organizing center. The coding region runs from base 1 to 3453 and encodes 1150 amino acids. Lineage: Eukaryota; Fungi; Ascomycota; Dothideomycetes; Mycosphaerellales; Dissoconiaceae. The record is from RefSeq and is a predicted model, not a curated record. The transcript is spliced from 2 exons.